This is a messenger RNA of Camponotus floridanus (Florida carpenter ant), 537 nucleotides long. RefSeq names its product dynein heavy chain 2, axonemal-like. The record is from RefSeq and is a predicted model, not a curated record. The coding region runs from base 1 to 537 and encodes 178 amino acids. NCBI's taxonomy places the organism in Eukaryota, Metazoa, Arthropoda, Insecta, Hymenoptera, Formicidae. The transcript is spliced from 4 exons.
AUGCAAAGACGAAGAAAUAAAGUUAAAGAUAAGCCGCCCCCGGACCCACACCGAGAGUACUUGGACGCCGAGUCCAGCGAUGAAGCGGAAAGGCGCAGUGAAGAAGAGGAGGAUAUGGACGAGUUGCUUCCGAUGUACAAGACGGACGAAUUGAACGAAUUGAUUCGGUGUGUUAAGGAUAUGACGACGCUGAGGGGUCUGACGGACAGCGAUUGGACGUGGAAAUGCGAUAUGGACAUCCGCGAGUUCUUCCACGACCCGAGCAUUCCGGUCCUCUGCGUCUAUCACGUAGACGAUGACCUGACCACAGAAUUUUCAUUUCCUAUGGUACCCGUGCACGAGUUAACCUACUUCGUGAGACAGCCCAACGAGAUUCUCUAUCCGGGGAACUUUCGCGAGCGCAUUCUCUUCGGGUCGUUGAACGACAAGGUGGAGAGCCAUAUACUGGACGUCAUUCAGAACGUAUUUGCGCCGAUCUUCUUCACAAUCGAAACUUGGCCGGACAAUCGCGAGUUGCGGAACUUUAAUUGGGUAUAG